AUGAGCAACGUUGUCGAGCGUCUGCGUGAGCAAGCCGGGCGUAUUUCGCAGCUGGCUCGUACGCUGGAUGACGGCGAUAUCGACGAAGUCGUCAUCGACGGCCACGCGAUGCUGCUGCGAGGUUUGAACCAGAUCGACAACUUCGCAGAUAACGCAGCACGUGCCGUGCGUGAAGCGCGUACGAUGAAGGAGCCAAUGGCCGAGAAAAAGGUCUCCUGGGCCGCAUGGGGCUGGCUGACGCUACUCGGCUUGAUGUUGGUCAUUCCUAUCGUGGGAAUUGCCCUCGAUCAAGCUGCCGCCAUGGGUGCGUUUCUGUUUCCGGUUUUCGCUGGCACCCUUGUCGGAGCGGCAACGUUGCUGGCUGCUCUUUACGUGAAGAAUUUCCCCUGGUGGUGGUCGAUUGCCCUGGCAGUUUGGGCACUCGUUCUCGUGCUGUUUCAUCGCGAUUUGGGGCUGAUUCUCAUCGGUGCAGCCCUCGGAUGCCUGCUCGUUGCAUUUCGA
Messenger RNA from Symbiodinium sp. CCMP2456, 501 nucleotides. NCBI's taxonomy places the organism in Eukaryota, Dinophyceae, Suessiales, Symbiodiniaceae. The record is from the annotation of a GenBank genome assembly.